Messenger RNA from Syzygium oleosum, 2009 nucleotides. Its product is annotated as probable WRKY transcription factor 26. The transcript is spliced from 5 exons. Gene Ontology annotation, molecular function: DNA-binding transcription factor activity; sequence-specific DNA binding. NCBI's taxonomy places the organism in Eukaryota, Viridiplantae, Streptophyta, Magnoliopsida, Myrtales, Myrtaceae. Bases 142 to 1785 code for a protein of 547 amino acids. The record is from RefSeq and is a predicted model, not a curated record. Gene Ontology annotation, biological process: regulation of DNA-templated transcription.
CAUCCCUCGCUCGCUGCCUCCAUAAUUGAUACUCCCCCUCGUCAAUUCUCUAUCUUUCUCUCUCUGUCUCUCGGAGAACAGAACAGAACAUAACAGAGCCCACUUUGGUUUUCCCCUGUUUUUCUUCUCCUUGUCGAAGCGAUGGCCUCACCGUCGGCCGGCAGCGCGGGGAGCUUGGACCCUCGAGCGAACUCCUUCUCCUUCUCAUCCCUCCUCGCCUCCGAGCUGGAGGACGACCCUCGCCGUGGGUCCGGCGUGCCCAAGUUCAAGUCCAUCCCCCCGCCCUCCAUCCCCAUCUCCCCGCUCUCUUCUUCUUUCUUCGCCAUCCCGCCUGGCCUCAGCCCUGCCGAGCUCUUGGACUCCCCUGUUCUCCUCAACGCUUCCAACAUUUUGCCCUCCCCAACCACUGGAGCUUUCCCGCUUCAAUCCUCCUUCAAUUGGAAGAUCAAGUCCCCUGACAGUUACCAGCAGAUCCCUAAAAGGGAAGACGCAAAUGGCUCUAGCUUCACUUUGCAGACCAACGCCAGGCAGCAUCAGCAGCAGCUAGCGUGGAGCUCCACCAAACAAGAUGAUUCCCGUCCUUCUGACGAGAGCACGGUGAAAUCCGAACUCAAUCCAUUCCAGAGCUUCUCCCCUGAGAUCGCCACCAUCCAGACCAACACCGAUCACCGACCCGAUUACGACAAUUCUCAAUCUCAGUCUCAGUCCAUCCGAGAGCAGAGAAGAUCAGACGAUGGCUACAACUGGAGGAAAUAUGGCCAGAAGCAAGUGAAGGGGAGUGAAAACCCAAGAAGCUAUUACAAGUGCACUCAUCCUAAUUGCCCUACCAAGAAGAAGGUCGAGAGGUCUCUGGAUGGCCAGAUUACCGAGAUUGUCUACAAGGGAAACCAUAACCACCCAAAGCCUCAGUCCACCCGGAGAUCGUCGGCAUCCUCCGCCUCCUCCGUGCCGUCUCAAGCAAUCCAGGCCUAUAAUCCCGCCGCCCCUGAAAUCAAUGACCAUGCUUUUUCCGCGCAUGGCUCCUUGCAAGUAGACUCCGCAACCCCAGAAAACUCUUCCCUCUCGAUCGCCGAUGACGAAUAUGAUCAGGGCUCUCAGAAAAGUAAAUCGGCAGGGGAAGAGUUGGACGAAGACGAACCGGAUGCCAAAAGAUGGAAGCAAGAAGGUGAGAAUGAUGGGAUUUUAGCUCCUGGGAACAGAACGGUGAGAGAACCCAGAGUAGUAGUCCAAACCACCAGUGACAUUGAUAUUCUUGAUGAUGGAUAUCGAUGGAGGAAAUAUGGGCAGAAGGUGGUCAAAGGAAACCCCAAUCCAAGGAGCUACUACAAGUGCACCAGUCCAGGCUGUCCGGUGCGCAAGCACGUGGAGAGAGCAUCCCAUGAUAUGAGGGCGGUGAUCACUACUUACGAAGGAAAGCAUAACCACGAUGUUCCUGCAGCCCGCGGGAGCGGCGGUGCCAAUAGGCCUUUGCCCAUGCUGGACAACAGCAAUGGCAACAACGGUUCGGCCGCAUCGAUCAGGCCAUUGGCCUUAACCAACCAUUCGAACGACAAUGGGCAGAGUGUUCCUAGCAGUAACUAUAGGGUAUCGUCGUCGGAAGGGCAAGCAUCGCCAUUCAUGCUGGAGAUGCUACAGAGUCCCGGGAGCUUUGGAUUUCCAGGACUCGGGAGUUCUCUGGGCUCUUUCCUGAAUCAGUCUCCGAACACCGACAACAUAUUCUCUAGAGCCAAGGAGGAACCGAGGGAUGACAUGUUCCUGGACUCUUUGCUAUGCCGAAAUUUUUGAAGAUCUUUUUGCUACUCAAGGUCAGGAUCAGGGUAAAUCCUAGACUGUUGAAAACUGGAAGGAGGAGAUCAGUGGUUCAUUUGAUUUAUUACACAUUCUGUUUGUUGGUUGUAGAACUCCAGGAAUAGGGGAUACGUAUGUAUGUUUUGUUCUUUGACCCCCCCAAAAAACAAGAAAAACAACACUUGUAUAAGGUAAGAUAUAGGAGGAGGAGAAUUGGGAUA